CAGUGGGGACCUUCCCACUAUGUCCACUGCUGACAACUGUGAGUCAAACUUGCCACAUAGAAGCAGCCCGAGUGAACUGACGUAUCAGCAGUCGACUUCCAUCUCUACAUCUGAGGCGAGGGAGUCACAGCAGACAGACGAAAAGGAGUCCAAGCUUGGGGCAGAGAGAGAGGCCGUCCCUGAGGAAAGGCCUUCCGUCGAUGGCGCUAACACCGAGGGCUACUUCUCAUCACCGAUUUGCCAAACACAGAGCCUUUCCUCCUCUCCUAAUGCCAUGUUCCCUUACCCGGUUCAGCAUGGGGCAGCUCACCCGCCUUUCUCCAUUGCAAAUCCGGGCCCAUAUAUGGCACAUCACCCGGUGAUCACCAGUGGACCUUACAGUGGACUUUUGACGAGCCCGUCUCGACAGGCAUACCCAUCCCCUGGCUACUCGUAUGCGCAACAGUACGGCCACAGCUACCAAGACGGUCCAUUGUACCAGUUUUCGGCAACCGGCGCAACUCCAUUUCUCUCGGGCAAAGCGCAUGUGUAUUUGUGUAACAGGGCUCUGUGGCUGAAAUUCCACAGACAUCAGACAGAGAUGAUAAUCACCAAACAAGGCCGACGGAUGUUCCCAUUUUUGAGCUUUAAUAUAACGGGCCUUGAUCCGAUGGCGAAAUAUAACAUAUUCGUGGACGUCAUCCUUGCCGACCCAAAUCACUGGCGUUUUCAAGGAGGAAAGUGGAUUCCUUGCGGCAAAGCGGACACAAAUACAACAGCAAACAAGGUGCACAUGCACUCAGACUCGCCAAACACAGGUGCGCACUGGAUGCGUCAAGAGAUUUCUUUUGGAAAACUGAAGUUAACGAACAACAAAGGCGGUUCCAGCCCAGGGCAGAUGGUAGUUCUGCAGUCCCUUCAUAAGUACCAACCCAGGCUACACGUGGUGGAGGUGAAUGACGACGGUACGGAGGACAAGAACCAGGAGGACAGGGCGCAAACAUUCACCUUCCCCGAGACGCAGUUCAUCUCCGUAACGGCCUACCAGAAUACUGACAUCACUCAACUGAAAAUAGACCACAAUCCAUUUGCAAAGGGGUUCCGUGAUAACUAUGACACAAUAUACUCUGGGAUGGACAUCGACCGGUUUACCCCGUCGCCAGGUGAUUCUUCACAGUCUCAGAUGAUUCCUGGAGGUCUCUAUGCCAUGGCGAACCCUCUUUUCCAAGAGCAGUUCAAUCCUUACGCAAGAGGGUCUUUCAACCCCGUUGGUGGACCUGCGCCUGGACUUGAUUUGGAAAGAAAACCCUCUCUAAAUAGCCUGGUGCCCCAUCAACAGCUUGACGAAAAUGCAGCUGCUUCUGCGCAGCGGUGGUUUGUUGCACCUCCUGGAAACAGACUGGACUUUUCAACCCCAGGAUAUGACACGGCUGCUGGGGCAGACUUCGCCGGUAAUGCCGCCUCACUGCUGUCCUACACGGCCGGUGUGAAGGCCCUGUCCCUGGCCAACGCCAGCUGCUCCAGUCGUGGGUUUGGUUACUACACGGAUCCUGCUGGCUGGCCAUCGCGCAGUUCUUCGCUCUGCGUCCCACCAACAGGGGACCGAGAUGAGAAGUCAAACUAUUUGGGAGAUAACGAAAGUGUAGAGAUUGGGAGGUCGCCCUUGCGUGACUCCAAAAUGAAGGACUCAUCCGAAUCUAACUGGAUAGAGCACACGCCAUCAAUGGACGCUGACGACAGUGGGAUUUAUGAUCACAGCAAACGGAAAAGAGAGUCUUCGCCAGUAACUGUGAUUGCAGGGGAUGUGUCACCUUUGAAAACUGAGGCUUCUGCAACACAGGGGAGCGAAAAUAAUUCUAAAGACAUGCAGUUCAAGUUUUAUUCUCAGACUUAAAAAGAAGAACCAUCGGUGGAGUAGCCUAAACAUUUUUAAAUUUUAAAUAGCCUAUGUUAUUCGAUACUACUUGACUGUAGCUUUUUGUGACUGAAAAUGGCAAUACUCCAUCCGAUAGGCAUUAAUAGGCCUAUGCCUAAUAAGGUAUAGGCCAUGAGAGUGGAGAUACCAACAACAAAACUUUCAAUAUGUUCUGUAACAUCUGCAUACAAGCCUGCAAAGAGACUGCAAUUUUCCCACUUGAAUUGGAUGGUGUUAAGCUAUUUGUGAUUAUUUGCGUGGAACUUGUUCACGAAACUGUAAAUAGGCUAAAAUGAAUUAACACAUAGCCUAUAUCUUUCUCUGUCUUCUAGUUUAAAAUGCCAAAUUGCAGGCAUUGAUUUGGAAUAUGAUAUACAGUAGCCUAAUUUAUUGAUCAGAUGGAUCUACAGAUUGAGGGAAGACUGAACACAUUUAAAAUUAUAUUACACAAUGAUGAAAUUUUUCUUUUUUCAAAAAGGGGAACAAAAGAUCUUAGCAAUAUCAAAUCGGUUAAUUGUAAGUGUACCCUGUUGUGUCUUAAGUAUCCUAAAGUUACAGGGUGUUUCUGUGGUGAACAAAAUCAAUAGAAUGUGUAAAUGUGAUUGUGCAGGUAGGCUAUUAGGUGCACAAUUUGUUCAGAUUGUUUUAUUCCUUGCCCAUGUCAAAUGCAAAGAUGACGUCACUCCAGUCCGUUGGUUCUG
Messenger RNA from Engraulis encrasicolus (European anchovy), 2595 nucleotides. RefSeq names its product T-box brain transcription factor 1a (gene tbr1a). The transcript has 6 exons. NCBI's taxonomy places the organism in Eukaryota, Metazoa, Chordata, Actinopteri, Clupeiformes, Engraulidae. Gene Ontology annotation, biological process: positive regulation of DNA-templated transcription; cell fate specification; regulation of transcription by RNA polymerase II. Gene Ontology annotation, molecular function: DNA-binding transcription factor activity, RNA polymerase II-specific; RNA polymerase II cis-regulatory region sequence-specific DNA binding. Gene Ontology annotation, cellular component: nucleus. The record is from RefSeq and is a predicted model, not a curated record. Bases 20 to 1873 code for a protein of 617 amino acids.